GGAGCCCCCGCGGCGGCGGCCCAGAGGGAGGGGGGAGCGGAGCGAGCGAGCGGAGGGAGCGAGGGGGAGGGGGGGGUCCGCCGCCCGCCCGCCCGCCCGCCCGCCCGCCAUGCCGCUGAGGAAGCAGGAGGCCGCGCGGGCGCUGCGCCUGCUGGAGGAGCUCCGCGCCAAGCUGAGCCCGCUGGACGACCGGCCGCUGCGCAGCUCGCUGGAGAGGGUCAUCGGCAUCUUCCGCAGCAGCCUCUUCCACGCCCUCCUCGAUAUUCAGGAGUUUUACGAAGUGACCCUGCUGGACAACCCCAAAAGUGUUGGUCACUUAAAGCAGAAUGAAUCCGUGCCGCCCGUCAACACCUGGGACUUCUCCAGCCUUCCAAGCACAACGGUGACGUCCGAAACCUUGCCGAGCAGCCUUAGUCCUGCCACAGAGAACUACCACUCUCAGGAGGAGGAGGAGCCCCCUUCGGUGCUGGAGCAGAGGAGGACCCCCCUGGCCCCCAGCGAGGAGGCGGCUGUUCCUGAGCUUGUUCACGUGUCUGAGAAGAACCUGUCACAAGUUGAGAAUGUCCAUGGAUUUGUUUCUCACUCUCAUAUCUCACCAGUCAAGACAGCAGAAGCCGUGCCUCUCUCUCCUCCCAUUGUCUCUGUCCUGCCAGUCUCCACCGAGGCCACUUCCGUCCCGCCCUCCAUAUCACAGGCAAAUCCUCCCCCGCUGGUUGUCAACACAGAGGCUCCGGAGACCCCAACCUAUGUCAAUGGCACAGAUGCAGAAUAUGAAUACGAAGAAAUUACUCUGGAACGGGGCAAUUCGGGUCUCGGCUUCAGCAUUGCAGGAGGGGCUGACAACCCCCACAUUGGGGACGACUCCAGUAUAUUCAUUACAAAGAUUAUCCCAGGGGGUGCAGCAGCGCAGGACGGGAGAUUGCGGGUGAACGACUGCAUUUUGCGCGUGAAUGAGGUGGACGUCCGUGAGGUGACACACAGUAAAGCCGUGGAAGCUUUGAAGGAGGCCGGCUCCGUGGUUCGGCUCUAUGUCAAGAGAAGGAAGCAGGCCACGGAAAAAGUCAUGGAGAUAAAGCUUGUGAAAGGCCCCAAAGCAGGUCUUGGGUUCAGCAUAGCUGGGGGAGUUGGCAAUCAACACAUCCCAGGAGACAACAGCAUCUACGUCACCAAAAUCAUUGAAGGUGGUGCGGCACACAAGGACGGCAGACUCCAGAUUGGAGACAAGCUUCUGGCUGUGAACAGUGUUGGUUUAGAAGAAGUCACGCAUGAAGAUGCUGUCACUGCCUUAAAGAACACCUCAGACUGUGUUUAUCUGAAAGUGGCAAAACCCACCAGCAUGUUCAUCAAUGAUACUUACACGCCUCCAGAUGUCACCAACUCGUACCCGCUGCCUGUGGACAACCAUAUCAGCCCAUCAACCUACCUGGGACAGUCCACCUCCCCUACAUCACCAGGAAGAUACUCCCCCAUUCCCAAGGGGAUGCUUGGAGAUGAUGAAAUCACCAGGGAGCCACGGAAGAUCGUCCUCCAUCGAGGAUCCACAGGGCUUGGCUUCAACAUCGUGGGCGGGGAAGAGGGAGAAGGGAUUUUUGUCUCUUUCAUCCUUGCAGGAGGACCUGCAGAUCUAAGUGGCGAGCUCAGGAAAGGAGACCGCAUCAUUUCGGUAAAUGGCGUUGACCUCAAAGCUGCGACUCACGAAGAGGCAGCAGCUGCUUUGAAGAAUGCAGGCCAGGCGGUCACGAUCCUGGCGCAGUACCGCCCAGAAGAAUACAGUCGUUUUGAAGCGAAAAUACAUGACUUGAGAGAGCAGAUGAUGAGCAGCAGCAUCAGCUCAGGAUCGGGGUCCCUGCGGACCAGUCAGAAGCGGUCCCUCUACGUCAGAGCACUCUUUGACUAUGACAAGACUAAAGACAGCGGCCUGCCUAGCCAGGGGCUGAACUUCCGGUUUGGUGACAUCCUCCACGUCCUCAAUGCUUCUGACGAUGAGUGGUGGCAGGCACGGCUGGUGAUGCCCACUGGAGAAAGCAGCGAGGUUGGCGUGAUCCCAAGCAAGCGCAGGGUUGAGAAGAAAGAACGAGCCCGUCUAAAAACAGUGAAAUUUAAUUCUAAAACAAGAGGUGACAAAGGGCAGUCAUUCAAUGACAAGCGUAAAAAGAACCUCUUUUCCCGAAAAUUCCCCUUCUACAAGAACAAGGAGCAGAGUGAGCAGGAGACCAGUGAUGUGGACCAACACGUCACAUCCAACGCCAGCGACAGUGAAAGCAGCUACCGUGGCCAAGAGGAACUGGUCCUGUCUUACGAGCCCGUCACCCAGCAAGAAGUUAAUUACACCCGGCCAGUGAUUGUUCUAGGACCUAUGAAAGACAGAAUAAAUGAUGACCUGAUAUCUGAAUUUCCAGACAAAUUUGGAUCGUGUGUUCCACAUACCACUCGGCCAAAGCGAGAGUACGAGGUGGACGGGCGGGAUUACCACUUUGUAAUGUCCCGAGAACAAAUGGAAAAAGAUAUUCAGGACCACAGGUUCAUUGAAGCCGGACAAUACAACAACCACCUAUAUGGGACAAGCGUCCAGUCUGUGCGAGAAGUGGCUGAAAAGGCAAAACACUGCAUCCUGGACGUCUCCGGAAAUGCCAUCAAGCGGCUUCAAGUUGCUCAGUUGCAUCCUAUCUCCAUUUUCAUCAGACCCAAAUCAGUGGAAAACGUCACGGAAAUGAAUAAGCGAUUAACAGAUGAGCAAGCUCGGAAGACAUUUGAGAGAGCCAUGAAGCUAGAGCAAGAAUUUACAGAACAUUUUACAGCGACGGUGGAAGGUGACACAUUGGAAGAGAUUUACAGCCAGGUGAAGCAAGUCAUUGAAGAGCACUCUGGCCCUUCCAUCUGGGUACCAGCCAAGGAGAAAUUGUGAAGGCCGGCUGGCCCCGACAUGCAGGAACUGGCUGGCAGCUUCCCGUGGAAUACGAAGACUGGCCGGCGCUCCCGCCUCCAGCUCCCGCCUGGUGUGAACGGGGUCAUGUCAGGGCUGCCGGUCCAUAAAACACACUUUGACUUGGAUAGGUUUGACUCUCCAAAUCUGCUUUUGUGCAGCCAGCUUCUCAAAUAUCCGGGGGCAGCGCUUGACCAGCUAUGGUGGAUGAUGGGUGGGGAAUUACACUGUAAACUCCUUAAUGUUUAAGGGAAAAGUAUCCUUCAGAGAUUUUGAGAAAUAAAAGCUUUAUAUACAUUCUUUAAAGAUUUCCUAACAAAAUGAAAUAAAAGUGGUCUUAAGUGACGUAAACCGUAAGCAACUCUACGCUUCACUUUAAUUGCAUGGUUUGAUUUGAGAGGUUUGGUUUCAGGAUUUUGUUUCAUACUUUUCUUUUGUCUGUAACAAAUACAUUUUACAGGCAGUUGAAUGAGAAUCUCUUUUUUUAAAAAUGUCCAAGGUAAUAUAUGCAUAAUUACUGUGGCUUUACAAGGGAAAAUGUGCUUUCAUAAUUUUGUAAGAAUGUUCUUAAUACUCUAUUUUUUCAUGGUUUGCUGUCGCUAGGGCUGGGGAGAGGGAUCUUCAGUUUUUGAACGAGCACAGGCGGGAGGACUCCUCCGUUGGGGCCGUCUGAUAGGCACAGUUUUAUCGGAAGGUGGCUGAGCAGGCCGGGCUCGCUUCGGCAUCAGAGGAGCUCCCGUUUCAGACCUUCCUGAGCUCAUUGUUAGGAUGCUGAGAGAUGCAUUCAGAGCAGAAAUAUGUUCUUAGAGAUCGGGUUUUAAUAAAUAUUUUACCCACAAUAACUGCCUAUUUUGUUAUAAUAAACAUAUUAUAUACAUAUAUAAAUGUAUAUAUAAAUAUAUAUAUAUUAAACUUUCUUUAACUAAA
Molecule: messenger RNA, 3850 nt
Organism: Sphaerodactylus townsendi
Lineage: Eukaryota; Metazoa; Chordata; Lepidosauria; Squamata; Sphaerodactylidae
Gene: DLG1
Product: discs large MAGUK scaffold protein 1
Exons: 25
Coding region: 110-2905 (931 amino acids)
Biological process (GO): chemical synaptic transmission; neurotransmitter receptor localization to postsynaptic specialization membrane
Cellular component (GO): postsynaptic density membrane; neuromuscular junction; neuron projection
Molecular function (GO): kinase binding
Source: RefSeq, a predicted model, not a curated record